Molecule: messenger RNA, 908 nt
Organism: Nicotiana attenuata
Lineage: Eukaryota; Viridiplantae; Streptophyta; Magnoliopsida; Solanales; Solanaceae
Product: pectin acetylesterase 8-like
Exons: 8
Coding region: 126-731 (201 amino acids)
Biological process (GO): cell wall organization
Cellular component (GO): plant-type cell wall
Molecular function (GO): pectin acetylesterase activity
Source: RefSeq, a predicted model, not a curated record
GUUACUAAUCUUCACUUCAGAGGCGCGAGGAUUUUUGAAGCAGUAAUGGAGGAUUUGUUGGCAAAAGGAUUAAAGAAUGCCAAAAAUCUAUUCUUGCCGGAAGUUCAGCCGGAGGAUAUCCAACAAUGCUAUACUGUGAUCACUUCCGCAGUUUAUUGCCAAAUACUCCUAGAGUGAAAUGCUUAGUCGACUCUGGUUACUUUAUCCAUGUGAAGAACCCUAUGCAAGCAAGUGGCUUCGAGAAAAUUUAUAACUCACUUCUAACUUUACAUGGAUCUACAAAAGCGCUACCCAAAUCAUGCACUUCAAAAAUGAAUCCACUAUUGUGCUUCUUCCCAGAAAACAUGCAACAACAUAUCAAGACACCACUUUUCAUUGCGAUGUCAGCAUUUGAUUAUUAUCAGAUCAAAACUACUAUAGACCCUAAUGCAGACCGAUGCGUUGAAAACAGGACAUGCACUGAGUGUCAAAACAAAGCCUUCAGAGAAUUUAGGUCGGAAUUCUUAAGUGCUCUGCCCAAAUCAAACAAUCCUAAAUUGAGAGGAGUUUUCAUUGACUCAGUAAUUCAUCAUUCAGCGCUAUCAUAUAGGUGGACUCCUGAAAACGCCAUUCUGAUUAAUAACCUGUCUGCACCGAAGGCAUUUGCUGAUUGGUACUUCGAUCGAAAGUACUGGUAUGUGAUAGAUAAGCAUGACCUGCCAAUCCCUACAGCAAAAGACCGCAGGACAUAACCAUAAGGAGGAUAAUCUUUAUGACUUAUAUUUAUUUCAAGAAUUCAAUGUGCAAUUUCAGAAUCCAUUUAUGUCAAAAUUUGCUGACAACUUUUGAUGUCUAUGUAAAUUGUUGCCAAUAUAAUUGUUAACAAGAAGGAUCACAUCGACCAAAAUAGUAUCAAACUUCUUUGCUUA